AGGGGUGGGCUGGGGAGCGGGAGCAGCAGGGUCCGGAGGCGGCGGCCAGCUGCACUGGGCGCCGGUGGGCCGCGGUCCAGCCGGGGCGGAGCCGCGAGCCGCCAGCCUCGGUGUGGAGGCCGAGGCGUUCGCAGCUAUGGGCCGGGGGGCUCGGAGAGCUCGAGGGUCGCUGGCGUGGCUGUUGCUGCUGAGACUGUGGCCACCGUGGCCAGUGGGCGGAGCUGAGGCGUUUCAGGGUCCCUUUCACUCUGGAAGAAGUACCCCUGGAGAGCCAGUCACCCUGCACUGGGUCCUGGAUGGACAACACUGGCGCAUGGUCACCCCGGACAAGCCGGAGGCCUGGAUGUCUGCCAUCAGCCCUGCACUCCUUCUUGCUCAGGUCUCGGAACUAGACACAGGGCUGGUGGCCUUGGAAGCUGAAGGCCAGGAGCUCCUGCUUGAGCUGGAGAAGAACCACAGGCUGCUGGCCCCAGGAUACACAGAAACCCACUACAGCUCAGAUGGGCAGCGGGUGGUGCUGGCCCCCAACCACGUGGAUCACUGCCACUAUCACGGGCGAGUGAGGGGCUUCCCAGACUCCUGGGUAGUCCUCAGCACCUGCUCUGGGAUGAGGGGCCUGAUCUCGCUCUGCAGCAAUGCUAACUACUAUGUGCAACCCUGGCCAGUGGGGGACUCCAAGGAUGCUUUGACCCACAAGAUCUUUCAGCUGGAGCAGCUGCUCAACUGGAAAGGGGCCUGUGGCCACAGGGACUCCAGGAACAUGACCCGCCUUUCUCGUGCCACCCAGAUCAGGGAGAAGCGGGAGGCCCGCAGAAGCCCGAGGUACCUGGAGCUGUACAUCGUGGCUGACCACACCCUGUUCUUGACCCAGCACCGGAAUUUAAACCACACCAAACAGCGUCUCCUGGAGGUCGCCAACUAUGUGGACCAGAUUCUCAGGACUCUGGACAUUCAGGUGGCGCUGACCGGCCUGGAAGUGUGGACCGAGCAGGACCAGAGCCGCAUCACGCCGGACGCAAACGCCACGCUGUGGGCCUUCCUGCAGUGGCGCCGGGGGCUGUGGGCACGAUGGCCACAUGACUCGGCACAGCUGCUCACGGGCCGCGCCUUCCGGGGUGCCACCGUGGGCCUGGCGCCCAUAGAGGGUAUGUGCCGCGCCGAGAGUUCUGGAGGCGUGAGCAGGGUGAGCUCCACCGCGAAGGGGAGGAGAGGUGCUGCGGGCAGGGGAGCCCCGCAACCCGCAGUGACCGUCCCCGCACCAUCCCAGGACCACUCGGAGCUCCCCAUUGGCGCAGCAGCCACCAUGGCCCACGAGAUAGGCCACAGCCUCGGCCUCAGCCACGACCCCGACGGCUGCUGCGAGGAGGCAGCGGAGGAGCAGGGCGGCUGCGUCAUGGCAGCGGCCACUGGGCACCCGUUCCCGCGCGUGUUCAGCCGCUGCAGCCGGCGCCAGCUGCGCGCCUUUUUCCGCAAGGGGGGCGGCGCGUGCCUCUCCAACGCGCCGGACUCCGGGCUCCUCGUGCGGCGGGCGCGCUGCGGGAACGGCUUUGUGGAAGACGGCGAGGACUGCGACUGUGGCGCAGGCCAGGAGUGCAGGGACCCCUGCUGCCUCGCCCAGAACUGCUCGCUGCGUGCGGGGGCCCAGUGCGCCCAAGGGGACUGCUGCGCGCGCUGCCAGCUGAAGCCGCCGGGCGCGCUGUGCCGCCGGGCUGCGGGCGACUGUGACCUCCCAGAGUUCUGCACGGGCGCCUCCCCCUACUGCCCCCCGGACAUUUACCUACUGGACGGCUCGCCCUGCGCCAGCGGCCGUGGCUACUGUCGGGACGGCGCGUGUCCCACGCUGGAGCAGCAGUGCCAGCAGCUCUGGGGGCCUGGCUCCAGCCCAGCCCCGGAGGCCUGCUUCCAGGUGGUGAACUCCGCGGGAGACGCUCACGGGAACUGCGGCCGGGACCCGGACAGAGGCUUCUUGCCUUGUGCACAGAGGGAUGCGCAGUGUGGGAAGCUGCAGUGCCAGGGCGGGGAGCGGAACCUACUCCCGCCAUACAUGGUGCCAGUGGACUCCACCAUCCACCUUGGCAGCCACGAGGUGACCUGCAGGGGAGCCUUCAUGUUGUCUGGUGCCCAGCUGGACCUGCUUGACUUGGGCCUGGUAGAACCGGGCACCCAGUGUAGACCUGGAAUGGUGUGCCAGGACAGGCGCUGCCAGAACACUACCUUCCUGGAGCUGGACCACUGCCUGAUAACCUGCCAUGGCCAUGGGGUUUGCAAUAGUAACCGUAACUGCCAUUGCGCUCCAGGCUGGGCUCCACCCUCCUGUGACAAGCCAGGGUUUGGUGGCAGCGUGGAUAGUGGCCCUGUGCAACCUGAAAACCAUGAAGCCUUCCUGCUGGUGGUGACCCUUAGCUUCCUGCUGCCUCUGCUCCCUGGGGCUGGCCUGGCCUGGUGCUGCUGUCGGCAGCCAGAAUCCCGUCUCCACCAGGGCUUCUGGGGCUCAAGGGGGGACCCCACAUGCAGUGGGCCCAAAGAUGUCCCAUGCAGGGACCACCCCCUGGGCAGUGUACAUCCUGUGGAGUUGGGCCCAACAGUCCCUGGAGAGCCCCAGCCCCUGGGGACUCCUGCUGACUGGAUUCACAGCCCUCAUCCUCCACCAUUGCUCCACAGACCUUGAGAACUCUUCCAGAGCCCGACAGCCACCGUGAGAAGCCUGCGCCCGGUAGCCCUGCCUUCACCCCAGAGCAGGUCAAGUCCAGAAGCCAAGAUCCUGUCUCUGGUGAGACAGAGCUCCUGAGAUGUGGAGAUUUUAAGACAGGUGGCUGCUGACAGCCACUCCACAAACUUGGACCCCCAGAGGCCCAGCCAGCAAGUCAGCUGGCCUCCUGCAUCUUCAGGCAGCUUGCAAGUUUCCUCCCACUCCAGGACCCCAGAGCCUCAUCAUAAGUUGCCUCCUGCUGUCCCCGUUCCUCAGGGCCAGGGAUCUUGCUGGGGCACACACUCCAGCUCAGAAAAAUCAGUCCAAGGAGCACAGGUCAUGUAGUCACUGCCAUUCUGUCACCAGAGGAGCCUGGGUCAUGAUGGACUCCAGAGAGCCCUCUGUCCCGGGAGCCUUGGUGUGUCUGCUCCAUGCACAGACUUGAGGAAGGCGGUGGCUGCCAGGCCAGAAGCCUGGACUCCAGGACCAUACAUUUCAGAACAAGUCCAUUUCCUUGGAGCCUGACCCCUGCAAAACAAAAACCUCAGGACUUUCCUUCCUCCCUCUUCCUGCCCUGUCCUGUUCCCCAAAUGCUUCCUCAGCUCCACCCCCAAUUCCUAGUUCUCCACCUGAGGAUUUGGGGGGAGUGGAGCCUGCUACAACCCCCUCACUCUGGACACUACUCAGCCGCUCCUCCAUUUUAUGGGAGGAGACAAAGGAAGCCAUUUAAAAAGGACACACUAAAGUAGAAGUCAGAAGAAGGACAUGUUGCCUUUGGCC
Messenger RNA from Manis pentadactyla (Chinese pangolin), 3469 nucleotides. It is a transcript of the gene ADAM33, whose product is annotated as ADAM metallopeptidase domain 33. Gene Ontology annotation, biological process: proteolysis. The record is from RefSeq and is a predicted model, not a curated record. Bases 137 to 2668 code for a protein of 843 amino acids. The transcript is spliced from 21 exons. Lineage: Eukaryota; Metazoa; Chordata; Mammalia; Pholidota; Manidae. Gene Ontology annotation, molecular function: metalloendopeptidase activity.